Messenger RNA from Rangifer tarandus platyrhynchus (Svalbard reindeer), 2037 nucleotides. The record is from the annotation of a GenBank genome assembly. NCBI's taxonomy places the organism in Eukaryota, Metazoa, Chordata, Mammalia, Artiodactyla, Cervidae.
AUGUGGGAAGUAUUAAUUGGGGAGCCAAUUGCCACCUGUCUUUCUCCUUCAGUGUAUGACAUGAUCUGUAAACUUGGGUUUGAAGUCAGAGAAAAUUGCGACAUCAGUAGUAUUGUAACUCAAAAUGGUGAUGUAUGCUGGAAGAAAAUUACAGAUUGCAUAGUUUAUACAGAAUCAGCCCAGGAUCUGGACCACCGGGAAAGCGUGCGGCUGCUGGGCCCCGUGUGCCGGGCUGUCCAUCUGCAUCUGUCGUCUCUGCUCGAGGGGCAGUUUGAAAUGCGAUACGCACCGGCGCUCCAGUGGACAGGUGUUCCAGAGUUAUUUCCUGAAAUACUUGAUGCCUUGAGAAGUCUUGAAUCUCCCAGUAUUUCUCUCAGCUUCAUGAAGCUCACGUCGUGUCUGGAGCGAGCCCUGGGUGAUGUAUAUUUACUGAUUGGGAAGGACUGCCCCUUUCUUUUAAGAGAUCUGCUCGCAUCUGAGGAACUUGCUCAAGUCUUUGGGCAGCCUGUGAUGGACGUGCUCAAGGUCUUCGUGGGCUCUCCGCGUGGGCUGAACCUCCGCAACGUCCUGUGGCACGGCUUCGCGGCCCCUCAGGAGGUUCCGCCCAAAUACUGCUCAAUGUUGGUGUUGUUGACAGUAGGAUUGGGUCAACUACUGAAGGGUUACCUUCAACAGACUAACUUCACGUUGGCACAUCGACCUUUUGUAACUCUUACGAGCAUGGAGGAUUUGAUCAUUUUUCCUGAUGUUACGACUGAGGUGCUUUCAGUAUUAGAAGAAGUGAUGAAGAAGUCCACUUUUAUACUGAAAAUCAUGUUGCCAUAUUGGGAAGUUGCAUUAACCAAGUUAAAGUCUCACAGGUUUGCUGACUGUGCCAUAUUGUUGUUGGUGCAACUAGAGACUGGACUUAGGAAGGUUUUUGCUGAAGUUAACGAAUGUCCAAAGAGACUUCUAACUGCUGAGUCAACAGCUCUUUAUACUACCUUCGAUGAAAUAUUGGCAAAACACUUGAAUGAUGGUAAAAUCAACCAACUUCCUCUUUUCCUGGGAGAGCCUGCAAUGGAAUUUCUCUGGGAUUUCCUAAACCAUCAGGAGGGUCCCCGUCUAAGAGAUCGGUUAAGCCAUGGGGAAGUCAGUUUACCUGAAUUUCCGAAAGCAGCAGCCAAUCAGUUGCUUGCGUUUUCCUUUGUCCUUUUACUCAGAUUUAUUGAUGAAGAUCUGUUAUCAGUGUUCAAGGAAGAAGCAGCGGUGAGGUCAUUGAUUAACCUUGCAGUAGCCUACGUUUCUCGCUGCCACCCAGCUUCUCAGCUUAAAAAACAGGUGCUGAGCUGUGGGGGGCGCCUUGGGGCUUGGCCUCUGCUGCCUUUGCCUGAAGAAGCCGAAGGGGAGGCUGCGCGAUCAGAAGGUGAUUCUGAAACAGAUGCCUGCAGCUCUUUAAUCACAGAAAUCGUGGGUGAGCUGUGUUGCCAUGUGCCUGAGACACACCGCGCUGCCCACCUCUCUGGGCCCCUUCCUCCUGAGGAGUGGCCCCGGCUGCUCCAUGCACUCUGCAGCAUCCCGGUGCGGACCCUCUUCUGCCCCCGAGCUGUCCUGGAGGUGCUGGCUGUUCUCCGGAGGGUCAGCAGCCACUGUCGCCGCGUUUGUGACCAGGUAGCCGCGUGCGUGGAGCUGAGGCGCCGGCAGUGGGAGGACCGAAGCCUGCGCUCACGGCAGAGGCGGAACUACCUGCGUCUGGUGCGCAGUAUGAAGCUUCUGUCUCCGAUGCUUUACCUGAUUUUAUUGCUGAUUGCGCUAGAAUUGAUCAACAUUCACAUGGUUCUUGGGAAGAAUGCUUCUGAAUACCAGCAGUACCUGAGGUUCUUAAAGUGUGUCUUGCAGUACACAGAGAACCUGGCAGCUUACACCAGCCAAGACAAGAACAAGUGGGACGAAGCUGUCCAUCUCACACACGCAGCCUUGUUGAAGAUUUGGACUUUUACUGAGAAGAAACAGAUGUUGACACAUUUAGCCAAGAAAUCCAUGAGUAAAGUCAUUUGA